UAAAUUAUAGAACCGUUCAGAUUUUAAUGGCUAAGUUACCUCCUGACCACAAAGAAUUAGAGUUGGAACUUAAAGGCCAGAAAAGAAUAAAGGGUAUCGAGCAAGAUCACUUUCCCAUUUUGUUAGAGAAAUUGAAACCUUUUAGCAAAGACUUGUCAAUCGAGGAUGCCUUCGUGGCGGGACUUAUUGCUGCUCAUGAUUAUAGUAUUAUCACAAUGGUUUUGAAGAAACUAGUAAACCAGAAAAAGGAACGAGAUAAUUCAUACUGGAUGCUUUACACAGAGAGUACAAAAGCGUAUAAAUGCAAGUCUAAGCCGUUCAAAGAUGAUAAGAAGCCAUUCUACAAGAAAGAAAUUUAGCAAAAUUAUUGAAUCGCAGGAAAGCGAUGUUCCAGAGUCACUUAUUAUUCCUCUGAAGGCGACUCCACCUGUUAUGGAGAAGAUAGACCCAGACUCACCUCAUGAUAGGAGCAGUAGUAUCUGUAGCGAUAGUUCCAUCCUAGACAGUACCGUUCAGAAUCUGAAAUCCCAGCUUAACGUGAAGAAGAUGAACCAGAAUGAAGCUGUAAAAGAGCUUGAAAUUUUAGAAGGUAUGAAGUCUCUUCAAUUUCUCUAGACUUACAGGUGAAGGACAACCAUUCUAAGACUCCAGUCUUAGACAAUACUCCGCUUAUUAAGAAGAACGGGAAACAUAAGAUUUUAGAAGCUAAUGAAGAAACAACCACUUUGAAGAUGUGAACAAUCGAGACGCCUAGCUGAAAUACAUCAAUAAAUCUUCAGAAUAAUGGCAGAAAAGCCAAGAUACAGAAGAUUGAGGAAGACAAUUCCCUGGAUAAUGCAAUCAUGCGUAAGGAGCUUUCUAAUGAGAGCCGCGGGAAGAGGAAAAUUAAUAGAAAGAAGAAAAAUUAUAAAUUUGUGUAAUCAACAUUUGGGGAAUAUUAUGG
Moneuplotes crassus is the source of this 943-nucleotide messenger RNA. The record is from the annotation of a GenBank genome assembly. NCBI's taxonomy places the organism in Eukaryota, Ciliophora, Spirotrichea, Euplotida, Euplotidae.